Messenger RNA from Halichondria panicea, 1519 nucleotides. RefSeq lists its product as uncharacterized. NCBI's taxonomy places the organism in Eukaryota, Metazoa, Porifera, Demospongiae, Suberitida, Halichondriidae. Bases 182 to 1354 code for a protein of 390 amino acids. The transcript has 4 exons. The record is from RefSeq and is a predicted model, not a curated record.
UAACACGGAAAUUUUACUGAAAUCUUGAUUUUAAUUGUACGGUGUAUCACCUCUACUGUGUCAUGUUACGUGUGGGUGUUUCAAAUCUAUAAAACGUGCAGAGCUACAGCAAACCGUAUCCGACUGAUUAUCAUCACACGUACGACACUGUCACUAUUCCCGUGGAGACUAUAUACUAACUAUGUCUUCUGUACUCCUAAUAUUUUGCUGCCUCCUUGGUCUGGGGUCAGCCUGGAACCAACCGAGCACCUGCUAUGUUAGGAGCCAAUGCUCAAGUGGAACUGAGACACAGCUAACAAAAAUCAGUGAAUCACUCGAAUAUCUAUCAGAGCUGAAACACAUUCGUGAAGCACUAGAAACUAUUGCCGACAGAUUGCUGGAUGCUGAAGGAAAUGCAAGUGCACCGGUGUCAACUACCAGCAUGCCAAUAGCAGCCACAUCAACCAUGGAAGCAACAACUGCCACUACCAGUGAACCAACAGCAACCACAUCAACCAUGGAAGCAACAACUGCCACUACCAGUGAACCAACAGCAGCCACAUCAACCAUGGAAGCAACAACUGCCACUACCAGUGAUCCAACAGCAGCCACAUCAACCAUGGAAGCAACAACUGCCACUACCAGUGAACCAACAGCAAUGACCACAGACCCACCAACUGCUUCUGACACUUGCGGUGGACCAGGAUGGACAAGAGUGGCCUACAUUAACAUGACCGACCCCAACCAACAAUGCCCUCAAGGACUUCAACUGACAGACUAUUCGAUAAGAUCAUGUGGUCGUAUACAAUCGUCUAGUAGUGGUGUUUGCGACUCUGUCAUGUUUCCAGUGGGUGGUGCCCAAUACAGGCAGGUGUGUGGGAGAGCAUUAGGUUAUCGGUUUGGACAUAACUACGCAUUCUUUGGAUACCAUGCUGCAGAUAUGCACAGGAAUAUCGAUGUUGCAUAUGUCGCUGGACUCAGUGUCACGCAUGGGCAAUCUCCACGCACACAUAUCUGGACGUUUGCCAGUGGUCUGUUCAAUGGAACCAUUGGUGACAGUCACCCUAACCAUCGCUGUCCUUGUGAUGAGGGGAACACUUAUGGUUCUCCUCUAUUUGUGGGAAAUGAUUAUUUUUGUGAUAGUGUGGCCACACCUGCUAACUGGGGUGUAAACGGGUUACGUUUCUAUCCCGACAAUGCGCUGUGGGAUGGUCAGUCAAGCCUCAACACAUGUUAUAAUAACAAUAAUCCUCCGUGGUUUACGAAAACUCUAUCAACUCCAACUACUAAUGACAUUGAGCUACGAAUGUGCUUCAAUUUUCUCAACAUACAUUCUAACAUUGGACUUCAGCUCAUGGAACUAUACAUCAGUUGAAGUGAUUGUGAAUGAAUUUUUGCUGAUAACUUUAACAAUAAGUUUAGCUGAGUGAGAACAUGAACACUACAAGUGAACUCUACCUAGCAUUCUCGUAUUGUAGCACUAGCUAUAAUAGUUUGUUGCAUGUUUGAAAAAGAUCAAAGAAGCCACAGCGCAACUAUU